GGACGCGAGUGCCGUUUUCUCUCGUCACCACCUCCGCCCUGGCUCCCACUCCCUUUUGCACUUGAGUUUAGCGGCCGGUCGCUGCGGACGACGGCCGGGUCACGCCCUAGCCCCGGCCAUGGACGAAGGUGGUUCCCGCAUCCGCCGGCGGGUGUCUGUCCGCAAAAGGAGCCGUCCAAGCCUGGGGUGCGUUUUUGUCACCCCCACCGAGGCCAAGCCCGUGCCCAGCGAGGAGAAAGAUGAGGAGGAAAUGGUUGCUGCGAGCCGGCGGCGGAGAACCGUGGGCGUGCAAGAGGCAGAGCAUAAUGACAGUGAAGAAGACAUGUUUGGUGACUACGAUAGCUUUACUGAAAACUCCUUUCUAGCUCAAGUUGAUGAUCUGAAACAAAAAUAUAUGCAACUUCCUGAACAUAAGAAACAUGCUACCAACGUUGCCAGUGAAGAUCUUUGUUCAGAAAGCAUUGAAAACAAACUCAGCAUUGCUCUUGUAGACACCUUUACUGACUUAAAAACUGAUAAGCACACAGAGUACCAGGGUGGACAUGAAGAUGUCACUACUGAACCUGGAGCUGAUCUUUUGUAUGAUGUACCUUCUUCGCAGGUUUUAUACUUUGAAAAUUUGCGGAACUCUUCAAAUGAUUUGGGCGAUCAGCCUGCUAAAGAGAGAGAUGGGAAUUCAUCCUGUCAAAAGACUGUGAAUGAGGAAUUGCCCCAUACGCUCAUAGAGCAACCCCAGCAAAAUGAUGAAUCAUCAUCUAAAGUCAGAACUAGUUCGGAUACGAAUAGGAGAAAAAGUGUUAAGGAUCAUCUAAAAAGUGCCAUGACUGGAAAUGCCAAGGCCCAAACUCCAGUGUUUUCUAGGAGUAAACAUCUCAAAGAGACUCUCCUAUCCGAAGAAAUUAAUGUCGCUAAGAAAACAAUUGAGUCAUCAUCACAUGACCUUGGUCCUUUUUAUUCAUUACCCAGCAAAGUGAGAGACCUUUAUUUUCAAUUCAAGGGAAUUGAAAAAUUAUAUGGUAAUGCUUUUUUGCUGGAAUGAAAAAAAUUUCCCAUCGUUAUAAUAUUAGUGCAAAUCAAUAGAAGCAAAUGCUUCCGUGGUCAUAUUUCUCAUCUUGAAAAUAAAUGAGAGUAGCAGGUGUCUCGCAUGCUUCCAUUCCUGUGCUGCCACAACCGAACUUCUUUCCUUCCCUUUGCAGUCACACUUGCCAAACCAGUUAUCCUUUCUCCUCCUCACCUCAGAUAA
Messenger RNA from Propithecus coquereli (Coquerel's sifaka), 1243 nucleotides. RefSeq names its product helicase, POLQ-like (gene HELQ). The record is from RefSeq and is a predicted model, not a curated record. The coding region runs from base 119 to 1039 and encodes 306 amino acids. The transcript has 2 exons. Lineage: Eukaryota; Metazoa; Chordata; Mammalia; Primates; Indriidae.